AUGGAACAAUCAAGGGUUCAGUACGGGAGGAAGGGCAUUAAUCUGGGGAACAUCAUCGGUGAUCCCUUUGCCCUGGCUACAGUCUCCAUCUCCAUGCUUGCGUGGAUCAUCGCUUUCAUCAGUUCCAUCAUCGCGACGACGCAGGUCACAAAUAACUCUGGCUCGUUUCCGCCUUUCGCAUGGUGGACCGUCGUCUACAUGUUCUUCGUCAUCGCCGGCGUCUUCGUUGUUGUUGCCUCCGACACGGCGCAGACCUACCACGUCGCUCUCACAGGAUACUUGGGUGCCGCCCUGUCCCUGAACUCACUGACCAUCCACUCUCUCAUUUAUUCGGCCAAUGGCGCCCGCCAGGCUGCUGGUGCUGGCUUCAUCCUGAUGGCCAUGGUUACCAUUGUCUGGAUCUUCUACUUCGGCUCCGCCCCGUCAGCAAAGCCGCGCGCCUAUCUCGACUCCUUCGCUCUCCAGAAGGAGUCGCACAGCCGACAGAUGAUGUACGGCGGCGGCCGGCCCGAAACCUCAACCUCGGUGCAGCCCCCGCAGAUGUACACCUCGGCGCAGCUCAACGGUUUCGAGAACCCGUCUCCCGUCCAGGGCAUCUCCACCACCCAGACACGUAAUUCGGGCGUGGCGCCGACCUUCAACGCCGCUCCGCCUGCUGCGAAGCCUCCUGGCCAGGACCAGGAGGUGGUGCCGCCCACCGAAUACCCCUACCGCGCGAAGGCCAUCUACAGCUACGAGGCCAACCCCGACGAUGCAAACGAGAUCUCCUUCUCCAAGCACGAGAUCCUGGAGGUCAGCGACGUGAGUGGGCGGUGGUGGCAAGCACGCAAGGAGACAGGCGAGACGGGUAUCGCGCCAAGCAAUUACCUGAUCCUGUUAUGA
This is a messenger RNA of Colletotrichum spaethianum, 882 nucleotides long. RefSeq names its product high osmolarity signaling protein SHO1. The coding region runs from base 1 to 882 and encodes 293 amino acids. The record is from RefSeq and is a predicted model, not a curated record. Gene Ontology annotation, molecular function: protein binding. The transcript is spliced from 3 exons. NCBI's taxonomy places the organism in Eukaryota, Fungi, Ascomycota, Sordariomycetes, Glomerellales, Glomerellaceae.